CUUCUUGUUGCUCCGCUCUUCAGCAGCAGCAGUUAGCAGACUCCACCGCUUCAGCCGCAGUUAGUUUACCAUCUGAAAUGCACUUGACUGGACUCUGCGGGGCUAGCUGGAGUUUGUCAUCCUGUGAAGUCAUGGCUCUCCAUCUUCAUCUACAGACAGCACGUCACUGAAGAUAAACAUACCGCGAGACUUUUUGAGGAUAAACUUUGGAGCUAAAUGACAUUUAACCCACGCCGGACAUGAGGAUGGAGACGGUGUUUUACCUGCUUGUCUUCGUGUCGGCCCGGGUUAGUUGGGGUCUUGGAUAUGCGGAGUCGAGUGUUCAGUCCGGACAGAGAGCAGCCAGCAGACACAGGAACUGGUGUGCUUAUGUGGUGACACGCACUGUUAGCUGUGUGAUGGAGGAUGGGGUGGAGACGUAUAUCAAACCAGACUAUCAGCGCUGUACAUGGGGCCAAUGUCCACGAGUUGCAUACCGGACAUACAGAAGACCAAGGUAUAAGGUAGCCUACAAGAUGGUGACAGAAAUGGAGUGGAAGUGUUGCCAUGGUUACUCUGGGGAAGACUGCCAUGAUGGGCCAAAGGGAACCUCCGACACUCAGGUCAACGGAGGACGACCUCGCGUCACACAGACAGGCUACAACACAGGCGGUGGACAGAGAGGAGAAGGUGACAGUGAGAAGAUCAAACAGCUGGAGGAAACGAUCCGCGGUCUGACCAAAGACCUCCACAACAUGCAGACCACCAUCCACGGCAUGAACCAGAGGCUGCCUGGUCUAAAUGGGGCUGUUGUCCCAGCUGAUUCAGCUCAGCCACACAUGAAGGAAACCAUCAACAGCAUCCAGACCAAGCUGGACCACCUCUACAACAGGACGCAGGUCCAUGACCAGACCCUGCUCAACAUUAACAACCAUCUGGUGAAUGGGGGAGGCAAUGAACUGGACGGAGCGUCCAGAGGAGGAGGACCUGGGGGAAACCAGCUGAACACUCUAAAGGAGGAGAUACUGACGGAGCUGGAGAGGAGGGUGACUCUGUCCUGCUCCGCCUGUCAGGCUGGUGUGGAGGACCUUAGGCGCCAGCAGCAAGAGGACAGGGAGCGGAUCCAAGCACUGGAGAAGCUGAUGAGCUCCAUGGACCAGCACCUGAGACAGAGCCUGGACAUCUCCCGCAGUGAGACCCAACGCUCCCAGGCCUGCUGCAACACAGUCACUGAGCUGGAGAAGAGGCUGUCUGGUCUCGAUGUCCGUGUCACCUCCACAGCUAACAAGUGUGACACCAUUAAAGGGCGGCUGGACAAGGAGCUGGCUGGGACAGGGGGAGGAAAGGGGAGAGUGACAGAGGACAGGUUGAAUGGUAGACUCAGAGAAUUAGAGAAGAGAGUGAACAACACGGUGAGGAAGACGGAGCAGAGGUGUACUAACACCGGUAACAACGUGAAGGACAACGUCCAGAGAGACGUCACACAGCUACGCAACAUGGUCCUCACGCGACUGGAUGACCACACCUUUAGAAUCGGCAAGAUAGAGCUGGACGUGACUGUUCUCGGAGAUACGGUCAGUGACCACAGUCGGCGUUUAAGCCAGUUGGAGAACAUCACAACCUUCCUAGACAGAAGGCUAACAUCAACCACAAAAAUGUGCAAUGAGACCUGUGGACCUAAUGGAAAAGGCCGUAAGACUGAUGACACUGUGAAAACUUUAGAGUGGAGAGUUGUGACCAACCAAGAGGAGAUCCAGAAAUUUAACACCAGGUUAGAUGACUUGUCUGUGUCAGGGGACUCGCUGAUUGACAGAGUGAUCAACUUAACAAACGAUGUCAAAAAGAUAAUAGCUGUGACGGGGGAGAGCGGUGAUAACUUCAAUCGGAUUGUCACAGAGGUUGAAACAUUGGGUCGUGAUUUCGAGGACUGCUCUAUUUGCAGAAGUUUCGAGGAGGACUUGCGCUCGCUCACCAACUCCACCGAGAGCCGCCUCAGCAAGUGCCAGACAGAACUGACAGACCUGCGGAGAAAGGUCGACUCAGGAGAAUCUGUCUGCUCUCAGGUGUGCUCCAACCUACAGGAGGAGGUUGGGCGACUCAGAGAGGAAGUGGAGGAGUGUACAGGACAGUGUAAAAUCAACAUAAAUGAUCUGAAGAAACGCCUGGACAACCAUGGCGUCCAUAGUGGAAGAUUAGGAGGGGACCUGAAGUCCAUCCAAGGAGAGCUGGCUGGGGUCAUGGUCACAUUUGACUCCAUUAAUAGCACUCUGAAGGGCCUGGGAAGGACUGUUCAGAGACAUGGGGACACACUGACUGACCUGAGCAACACGAAAGACAACAUCAUCUCUGAGGUGGACCAUUUGCAGAAGGAGCUGACAGAUCAUGUUGAUGAUUCGAAGAUUCGAUUCGGCAGUCUGGGCAAAGAGAUCCAAAUAAUUAGGAGCAAUUAUGUGACAGAGGUGGGGGAGUGCCGGCGCUCCAGCGAUGGCCUGGACAGAAGACUCUCCAAGCUGGAGGGAGUGUGCGGACGCUUCGACUCUUUCUCAGACAGCCUGGAGAGGAUCAAGGAGGGCCUGAACCGACAUGUGUCUGGGCUGUGGAGCUGCGUUAAUGGACUCAAUGUCACUGUAACGUCCCAAGGAGAUCUUAUCGACGGUAUCCUGAACGUCCAGCUGGAGAACGUCCACUCUGACAUACACGGACUGAACUCUUCAGUGGUGAACCUGGUCAAGGAGUUCCACAGUUUCAUAGAGCAGGACUUCGUGGGGCCACCUGGUCUACCGGGCCCCCGCGGAGAGAGAGGCGAGCGUGGAUACCAAGGUCUUGUAGGACCCCAAGGGAGGGUAGGACCUCAAGGCAUAGAGGGCAAGCAGGGACCAGCUGGACCCCCAGGUCUCAGAGGUGAACAGGGUCCUGCAGGGUCUGAUGCCCACGUGCCACGCCUUUCUUUCUCUGCUGCACUGACUCGCCCGAUGAGAAGCGCAGGAACCAUAGUGUUCAACGAGGUCUUUGUCAAUGAAAACAACGUCUACAAUCCCAGAACAGGUUAUUUCACAGCUCCGGUGAGUGGGAAGUACUUCUUCAGCGGCAUCCUUACCGGCCAUAAGAACAUGAAGAUCGAGGCCGUGUUGUCUAAGUCCAACACUGGUGUGGCCCGAGUGGACUCAGCUGGGUAUCAGCCUGAAGGUCUGGAGAAACCCAUGGCAGAGGCCAAGCACAUCCCUGGAGCUCUGGCUGUCUUCAACAUCAUCCUGCCCAUGGAGAAAGGGGACACGGUCUGCAUCGACCUCGUCACUGGCAAACUGGCUUACUCCUCCGAACCGCUGACCAUCUUCAGUGGCACGCUGCUGUACGAGACCAACUGAUUGGAUUGUCUCUCAGGGAGUGGAGUCUCUCUCAGUGAAACAUUCAGCAUGAGAGCUUUUAAUUUGUCUGCUAGACUGUAAGAGACAGAGCCACCUGCUGAACAGUCAAGAUACUUAAAUAGCAACUGGACUGAAUUAAUUCAGUGAGGAGAAAAAUACUUAAUAUUUUACUUUAUGUGCUGAGAGGAAAGGACAAAAGAGUCCUCUUAAACCACAUUAUUUUUGUGUUUCACAGCUUUAAGGAAAACUAUCUGUGCAAAAAGCGAUUGUGUUUUUAAUCUAUGGUAUGUUAUGUUCAAGAAAAAAAAAGCCACCGCAGGGUUAUCUUAUAAUUCCAUACUUUAUGCUGUUCUGUAAACUUGAAUUCUUCUCAUUACACCAAGAUAGCCUUCAGGUCUUUAAUGAAAAUUAAAGGACAUUUGGCAAGAUGAUAACAGAUUAAGGAUGUGAGGGUGUUUUGUUUUUGUGUGUAAUCCACCUAAAGCAUUUUAAAUGUUCAGAGGUUAUUGCACACUAUUUCCUUUCUUCAUGCUCAUAGUUUCAUUUUGACCACAAGCAAAUUCCCAGAAACAUAACACUCAAUGCCAAUUGUGUUGGAAAAAAAUGUAGUGUUGGAGGCGGAGGGGACACAGUCCAAACCACUAUUCUUUUAGAAGGAAGUACACAAAUGAAGUCACUGACAGUUCAUUCGAGAAACCACAGGAUUUUAUAAAUCAUACAACAGCAAAACAAUAAGACCAUUUUAGGGCAUUGGCCAUGCCCAGAAACACGAGGAGAGGAGGAAGAUGGCCAGGAGGAAGAAUGAGGAUUUUUUCCCCCUCUAUCCUAAUAAGGGCCAUCUAAACUUGGCGGAGGAUCAAGUCUUUAAAGUUAUGAAGCUGUUACUAUCAUUUUAUCUUACAGUGGAAUUCUUUUGUAAAGCUAACAAUAACAAAAGUUUGAAGCUGAACCCUUGUUUCUAUGCUACAAAUCCCUUGUCUUUCACGAAUAGACACACUUCCUGCUUUUAAAAGUCAAAUUAAAAAUUCUCCAGAAGAAAAUAUGUGCAUAAUAUCAGGUUUGUAGAUAUUCUUGAAUGGAUUUUAAAAGGAACAUUGCACAUUUUCUGCAGAGAUGAAACAGGCCACAUGUUGCAUUAUAUUGACAUUAUGAAUUAAUAUCAGCAUAUCAGGGUUGGCUCACAAUGUGUAUUUUUUUCACGUUUUCCUCUGUGUUCAAUGUGGGAAUGUAAUUUUAUAUGUUUCUAUGCAUUGUAUAACCUUGAAGGAAUGUAAAUAUUUUUCAGUGGUUUUGCCCAUAUAAGAUUUUUACGAGUUACCACUUCACCUUGCCAGGUAUUGUAUAUGUUUUGUAUGUUUUUGCCACAUGUGUGCCUCAAAUACAGAUACCCAGUUUUACACAGCUGAUGUCCACAGUCUCA
Centropristis striata (black sea bass) is the source of this 4764-nucleotide messenger RNA. It is a transcript of the gene emilin1a, whose product is annotated as elastin microfibril interfacer 1a. The record is from RefSeq and is a predicted model, not a curated record. The coding region runs from base 240 to 3344 and encodes 1034 amino acids. The transcript has 12 exons. NCBI's taxonomy places the organism in Eukaryota, Metazoa, Chordata, Actinopteri, Perciformes, Serranidae. Gene Ontology annotation, molecular function: protein binding.